AUGAUUACCAAGAAUACGACCGGCCAGGUCGAUGUCCUCAUCGUUGGGGCCGGGCCAGCGGGGUUGAUGAUGGCGACCUGGAUGAAUGCUUGCGGAAUAAAUACCAGGAUUGUGGACAAGAGAGGCACAAAGAUUUUCAACGGUCAGGCAGACGGUCUCCAGUGUCGAACGCUGGAGAUAUUCGAUUCAUUCGACUUUGGCCAUCGAGCAUGGCGCGACUCCAAUCAUAUGCUUGAAAUAUGCUUGUGGAAUCCCAAUUCGGAGGGUGUGAUCCAACGUAGUGAUCGCAUAGCUGAUACAAUUCCUGGGAUCAGUCGUUUUCAGCAGUGUGUGCUUCAUCAGGGUCGAAUUGAGCGGUACUUUUUAGACGCGAUGAGCAAAACCGGAAUUUCCGUCGAAAGGGGUGUCAUGCCAACAAAGCUAGAAUUGGAUGAGUCCCUAGCUGAAGACCCAGACGCCUACCCUAUCACCAUCACACUUCGCCAUCUGAGCGAAGAAGAGGCAACGCCGAAACAAUCUGCCACUUCUGCGAAUGGCGCUGCCAUUGAAGACGGCCUCUUUCGCAGUAACAUGGCAGCUGACGACACCGAAGACAUGAUCCGAAAGGCUGAACUCAACAACAAGGCCAAUACUGUCGAGGUCGUUAAAGCGAAAUAUGUCCUAGGCGCAGACGGUGCCCAUUCCUGGGUUAGAAAUCAGUUGGGUUUCAAACUCGAGGGAGAAUCCACCGACUAUAUCUGGGGUGUCUUAGACAUCAUCCCAAUCACCGACUUCCCAGAUAUUCGCAUGAGAUGUGCAAUUCAUUCCGCUAGCUCUGGAAGUGUGAUGGUCAUCCCUCGCGAGAAUAAGUUGGUCCGCCUUUACAUUCAGCUGACCACAACCAAUGCAGAAGGCGGUCAGAAAUUCGACAGAUCAAAGAUUACUCCCGAAUUUAUCCUGGCAUCGGCUCAGAAGAUCAUGGCACCGUACAAGAUCACGUAUCGCUAUUGUGAUUGGUGGACGGCAUAUCAGAUUGGUCAGAGGGUCGGUACCAAUUUCAGCGCCCAAGAGCGAAUUUUCCUGGCCGGGGAUGCAGUGCAUACACACAGCCCAAAAGCCGGCCAGGGCAUGAAUGUUAGUAUGCAAGAUGCAUAUAAUCUGGGUUGGAAAGUUGCAAGUGUAGUCAAAGGUCACUCAGAUCGUUCAAUUCUCAAGACAUACCAAUCUGAACGACGCAGAGUGGCACAAGACUUAAUUGCAUUUGACCACAAAUUCUCCAGGCUAUUCUCUGGCCGACCUGCCAAAGAUGUCAUGGACGAGGAAGGCAUUAGUAUGGCUGAGUUCAAACUGGCCUUUGAGAAAGGCAAUCUGUUCGCCAGCGGAACUGCUGUGGAUUAUGGUAAGAGUCUCAUCGUGGUAAAGGAGGGAGAUGCAGCCGAGCAGGGAGAUGGAUCUGAUGUUGCGACAAAGGACAAGUCCUUGCAAAUCUCCAGUAACCAGGCACUCGCUAGUAAGCUCGACAUUGGAAUGCGGAUACCGAGCUUCAAAGUUCUCAGUCAGGCGGACGCGAGACCAUGGCACUUCCAAGAAUUAUUGAAGAGCAAUGGGACUUGGAGAGUUAUUGUCUUCGCAGGAAAUCUUGGAUCCCCACAACAAACAGAGAAGCUUGCUACCAUCGGUAAAGCACUUGGGGCUUCUGAUUCAUUUGUGCGGCGAUUUACCCCAAAGACCAGCAAGGCCGACUCUGUGUUCGAGAUUCUGGCAGUCCACUCUGGCAGACGUCAGCAUACCACAAUUUUUGAUUUCCCGGAAGUCUUCAGAAAUUUUGAUGAGCGAGAUGGAUGGGACUAUUCCAAGAUUCUGGUCGAUGAUCAGUCAUACCAUGAAGGACAUGGCCAUAUUUACGACAAUUAUGGAAUUGAUCCUGAACAAGGUUGCGCUGUCAUUCUUCGCCCGGAUCAAUAUAUUUCGUAUAUUGGCCCAGUAGAUGAUUAUGACACACUCGACAAGUUUUUCUCUGGAUUCAUGAUCUCACAAAAUUCUGUGGAGGCUACAGAGAAGUCAAAAGCUGAAAUGUCCCAAUAG
Messenger RNA from Exophiala aquamarina CBS 119918, 2064 nucleotides. RefSeq names its product phenol 2-monooxygenase. Bases 1 to 2064 code for a protein of 687 amino acids. The record is from RefSeq and is a predicted model, not a curated record. Gene Ontology annotation, molecular function: FAD binding. The transcript has 5 exons. NCBI's taxonomy places the organism in Eukaryota, Fungi, Ascomycota, Eurotiomycetes, Chaetothyriales, Herpotrichiellaceae.